AUGGUUGACAAGCAGCUAAAGAUGCUCAGAAUGAAAGGAUCUGAAAUGAGAAGAAGCUCUCUCUCGCCUUUCGCGUCUUUGUCAUUUUCUCUUUUGUCCCCUCUCGACAUCUCUCACAAACUAAAACUCCAAGUUGGUUCUUUCCCUCGAUUUCCCUCUAGCUUCACCAUCUCCACUUCCACCUCAUCCUCCCACAUUUAUAUCUCAUCUCUUUUUCUUUAUUUCCUCUGUUCUGCUCCUCCAUCUCUACACUUCUCAUCACAGCCUUAUACACCAGAGUCUUCGAUUUUUCGCUACCAUACUUCGCUUUUAUCUUUGUCUAAAAAGAAUAAUAAAAAAAGAAAUAAAAUAUAA
Messenger RNA from Cotesia congregata, 354 nucleotides. The record is from the annotation of a GenBank genome assembly. NCBI's taxonomy places the organism in Eukaryota, Metazoa, Arthropoda, Insecta, Hymenoptera, Braconidae.